Girardinichthys multiradiatus is the source of this 3237-nucleotide messenger RNA. RefSeq names its product cAMP responsive element binding protein 3-like 2 (gene creb3l2). Gene Ontology annotation, biological process: regulation of transcription by RNA polymerase II. Gene Ontology annotation, molecular function: cAMP response element binding; DNA-binding transcription factor activity, RNA polymerase II-specific. The record is from RefSeq and is a predicted model, not a curated record. Bases 478 to 2103 code for a protein of 541 amino acids. The transcript is spliced from 12 exons. Lineage: Eukaryota; Metazoa; Chordata; Actinopteri; Cyprinodontiformes; Goodeidae.
AGGGCACAGUUUAUGUUUAGAUUAUAGCGUGUAUUUAAUGUUUAUACCCCCUGGCUUCAGUCUGUUGGAAACAUUCAGGCUUUAAAGGGGUUUUAAAAGGAUUUUUCUUGAAUAUUAUCCCUUUUUUUUUUGCUCCACUUCCCCUGCUUGAGUCCUUGUCUCCGCCCACACAUUCCUGUGUGUCUGGGCUGUUCGAGUAGAAGGAAAAGGGGAAAAAGAGCAGGCUGGAAACAGUCUGUGGACCUCGAACCGGAGAGGAGAUGAUCCUAAACAAUAACAUUUCUCAGCCUGUGUCCUACCUGUGAGAAAGCAGCUGUUUACAAAGACCAGCUCUCAAAUCAUUGCCCUGAAUCACACAAGUUACUUUGAACUUCUAUUUUUUUUUUUUUAAGUUUUCAAUUUUUUGGGUUUUUUUUAACUUUAGUCCCUGUUGUGGAAGCCAGAAAAGAGAGCAAGAAGGAGCAGGCAGGAAACAUCAUGGAGAUCCUGGACAGCAGCGAGUCGUUUCUUCAGUGGGACAGAAACCUGAGUGAGCUGUCUGAUUCCGGGGAGCUGGACUCUGUGCUCUACGCCAAUCACUUCUCUGAGCUCUUGGACGAACUCUCCCCAGAUGCUUUGCUGGGCCAGCUGCUCAGCGACCCCUUCCUGUCUGAGGACAAAGACGGCGUGGAGUCCAUGGAGGGGGAGGACGGCGGUGAGCUGUCCCCAUCCUCGCCUCUGCCCCCCCACAUCACCGCCGAACACAGCUACUCGCUGUGCGGCGACAGCCGCCCUCAGUCGCCGCUGUCGCACCUGACCGGAGAGCAAGGCAGCGAAGCAGAGUCAGAUGGAGACUCCCAUGAAUGGGCCAUGGAGCAGGAUGAGGCCAUCGAGGGCCUCCUUUGUGAGACUCCAUCUCUGUGCCCCACUCUCUCGCUCUCUCUGGCCUCCAACGAGGACCCUCGUGGACCUGAGGGUCCUGCUUUGGUCCCCGUGGCUCCAACAGUAGUCAGCAGCAUCAUCAACCAAGGCAAAGCCAUCAAGCUUAAGCAGGAGAAAAUCAUCCCUGAGAUUAAGCUGGAGCCGCACGAAGUGGAUCAGUUCCUCAAUUUUUCACCCAAAGGCCUGGAGCCCGUGCAGAUGCCUCCCACUCCUCCCAGUUCCCACGGCAGUGACUCAGAGGGCAGCCAGAGCCCCGUCCACGCCACACCCAGUCUGUCCUGCCCCACCUCCCCCAGCAGCCCAGCUCCAUCUCAGGCCAGCGUGAAGGUGUCUCCCCGCGCUGCUUCCUCCCUGUCCAACUCCCCUCUGCUCACUGCUCCUCAUAAGUUACAGGGGUCGGGGCCGCUAAUCCUGACCGAGGAGGAGCGUCGAACGCUGGUGGCCGAAGGUUAUCCCGUUCCUACCAAACUGCCCCUAACCAAAGCCGAAGAGAAGGCAUUAAAGAAGAUCCGCAGGAAGAUCAAGAACAAGAUUUCAGCUCAAGAGAGUCGCAGGAAGAAGAAGGAGUACAUGGAUGCUCUGGAAAAAAAGGUGGAGACAUGCUCCAAUGAAAACAACGAGCUACGUAGGAAGGUGGAAACUCUGGAGUGCACAAACAAAUCUCUGCUGCAGCAGCUGCAGGCUCUACAGGCGAUGGUGGCAGGAAAAAUCCAGAAGACGUGUAGGAUGGCUGGCACUCAGACAUCAUCAUGCUUAAUGGUGGUCGUAUUGUGCUUCGCUCUGUUUCUGGGGAGUUUUUAUCCGAGAAGCUUCACUCUGUCUUCAGGCAUCACCGAAAUGGACACAGCCACCAAACAGAUACCUGAAUCCUACACGGCUACAGUGAAAUCCAGGAGUUUGCUGUCUGCCUUCGAGGACGAGCAGCCGCACCUCCUGGGCCUGGGCGGCGAAUAUCCCGAGCAGUGGGAGGAUGCUCCGGCCGUCGUCAUGGCAGCGUGGCGCCGUUCAGAGCAGCAGAAGAUCAGCUUGGAGCCAAGCAGGGUGGAGACGCACCUGCCUUUUAGGAACAAAAGCAACAACACACAGAAGAACCUGCUGCUAGACCUGCACAGGUCGCAGAGGGCAAACAGGAGUAGCAGUAAGGUUUUAGAGCUGGAUCGAUUGGUCAACGAGACCUCGUGAGGUCUGAUUUCGCCCCCUCCCAAAAGAUGAGUUUCCUUCUUCUGAAGCUUUUUCAAGUGUCCUGAGGCAAACCUCCUCCAGCAGCGACCCCUGUUGGCUCACUAAGGUCCGACGCCACCUCUGCUCUAUCAAAUAUACUCAAAUUCUAAUAACAAAGAGGCACUGGCUGCUUUGUAUUUCUGAAUUAAAGUUGCACUGAUGGUUUCCGACUUGAGAUAAAAAAUUCAGAGUAGUGUGGUGUUUAUUCCAGAGGAAAUAAUUUUAAAACUCGACUUUUUACAGGACACUGAUGACGACACGUGUAUUUAUAGAAACUUUUUGUCUUUUUUGUUGCUAUAAUUUUUUUUAUCCCAUUUCUUAAAUGCAUUCAUCCCAUUUGAUACUAGCUUGUGUUCAUACUUUUAUUUUACCAUUUUAUUUGUACUCUUUUUAUAUUAUAUAUGUUGUUCAUAUUUAUGUUUCUGGGGUAUUUGUUUUCAGUCUCGUUAAGAAAAACAAAACAAAAAAUCUAAAUUAAUAUUGAGGUUUUUUUUUUUUUUUCAAUUUUGGGUUCAUGUUUUUCCCCUGUUUUGCUCAAUAAAUGCAAAAAAGUGGAGAAAAAACAAUAUUUCUGCCCUAUUUCAGCCCAUCUGUAGCUUUAUAUUCCUAACGAGCUAUUUAGGUUUCUGUUUAGUUAGAUUUGCCACUUUGAAAAUAAAAAGACAGUUAACUAACCAUCUUAAUCAAGCAUUUGCCAAAAAUACAUCUUAUAAAUGUGGAAAAAAGUUUCUAUUUUUGUAAAUGUGGGUUGCUAAUGAAGGAGGAGAUGUAAAUGUGUCGGGAACGAUCCAUAAUUCAUCCCCUCUCGCUAUUUUGGGCUCAGUUCUGUUGAUAAAUUAUGAACGUCGGCUUUUUGAGCUUUAAAGCAACAUUUUCUCCCUCUCAGCCAGUUCAUCACUAAAGACGUUGAUGUGAAGCAGUGAUGAUCGUCUCUGUUCGUUGUAUUUCACACAGUCAUUGCCUUUGGAAACAACCUGGUUUCACUCUGUAAAAAUAACUUCUGUGUUUUUGUGGCUCUUUUGUAAAGUCAGCCUGAGCUAGUCUCUGUAUUCUUGCUUUGAAAGUGAAUAAAGUAUUUUGCGUAGUAAAAGCACA